This is a messenger RNA of Gopherus evgoodei (Goodes thornscrub tortoise), 1925 nucleotides long. Its product is annotated as syntaxin-binding protein 2-like. Gene Ontology annotation, molecular function: syntaxin-3 binding. The record is from RefSeq and is a predicted model, not a curated record. The transcript has 11 exons. The annotation marks the transcript as partial. Lineage: Eukaryota; Metazoa; Chordata; Testudines; Testudinidae. Gene Ontology annotation, cellular component: plasma membrane; secretory granule. Gene Ontology annotation, biological process: neurotransmitter secretion; intracellular protein transport; vesicle-mediated transport.
CAAGCUCUAGGGGUUCUACCUAAAGAACCACCGGGCUGAGGGCAAGGGCUGUAACUCUCUGGCCUUCGGGGGGCUCAAUAAGCCCUCCUACAAACUGGGGUGCAGGUGAGGGGUUGGGGGUGCUUUUUAAACCCCCCAGGCUGGAGGUGAGGGUUUGGGAGGCUCUAUAACCCCUCCUACAAGCUGAGGUGCAGGUGAGGGGUUGCAGGGGCUCUAUAACAACCACCCCCAGGCAAAAUGAGACAUGGACUUACAUUCACUCUGUACUGAAUUGCAGCCACUUCUGGGGUGAAGGGCAGUAGCUGCAUAACACACAGCAACACUGCACAGGGAUUGCCUGCCCAGCACUGAAAUGCAGAUACCUCUGGGGUGGAGCGCAGCAGCAGUGUAGUAACACAGCGACACUAUACAGGGAUCACUCACCUGGCACUGAAAUGCAGACAUCUCUGGCUGGAGCACAGCUGAUGUGUCACAGCACUCAGCAACACUACACAGGGAUCACUCACCCAGCCUGAAAUGAUGCCACCUCUGGGGUAGGAAAGCAGCAGCUGCUGAGCAGCCAAAGAGCGACACUACUCACAGUUUAGAGCAGGGUGUGAAGAAGACUCUCACUUCCAUUUGAAAGCUCUGGGGGAGUUUACAGAAACAGAACAUGCUGUUAACCGGAGCUGAACAGCAGCCAGGGCACAAUAGCUUGGGUCUGCACUGCGGGUAACCAGACAACGGCUCUGCCAUGAGGGAUUUGCUCUGAUUGAUGGAAGGUGGGAUGGGGCAGGGAGCCAGUCAAGCCUGGGGAACAAAUUCCUUCUCCAGGAGGCUUUGCUCCAGGAUCCUGGAGCCCAGGCUCUAUGGCCAUUAAUUACGGCACCACCCAGCUGGAAGGGAAGGGCUGGGGCAGGUCUCUGCGCUCCACAUGUCACACGCAGACAAGGCAGAAGGAACCAUUUCACAGACGGUUCUCAGCCAGGGUUACGUGUGCCCUGGGGGCGUGCAGAGGUCUUCCAGGGGAACAUCCACAGGCUACAGAAGAAGCGUUAGCGAAGGCUCCAGCGAACGUGACAGGAGGCAAAGAUGGCCCCAUCCAGGUUGAAGGCGGUGGUUCGUGAGAAGAUCCUCAGCGUUGUCUUUCGCAGCAUAAAGAAGGAAGGAGAGUUGAAGGUGCUGAUCAUGGACCACUCGAGCACGCGCAUCCUCUCGUCGUGCUGCAAGAUGUCCGACAUCGUGGAUGAAGGCAUCGCACUUGUGGAAGAUAUUGAUAAGUGCCGGGAGCCAAUCCCCAGCCUGGAGGCCAUCUACCUGCUCAACCCUGUGGAGAAGUCAGUGCAGGCUCUUAUCAGUGACUUCCAGGGCUCCCCCACCAACUACAAGGCAGCUCACGUCUUCUUCAUCGGCCCCUGUCCUGAACCUCUGGUCAAGGAGCUGAGGAAGUCACGGAUCUCCAAGGCCAUCAAAACCCUCAAGGAGAUCAACCUGGCCUUCCUGCCCUACGAGAGCCAGGUGUACUCCCUAGACAGGACACAGACCUUCUACAACUGGUUCAGCCCCUACCGCUUCUGGGAAAAGAACAAGGAGCUGGAGAUGAUGGCAGAGCAGAUUGCCACGUUGUGUGAAACCCUGGAGGAGUAUCCAGCCAUCUGCUACCGGAAGGACGGUGAAGAUAACUUCCACGUGGCUCACGCUGUGCUGGCCAAACUCAAGGCACACGAGCCCAGCAUGGGAGAGGUGUACUCCCUAGACAGGACACAGACCUUCUACAACUGGUUCAGCCCCUACCGCUUCUGGGAAAAGAACAAGGAGCUGGAGAUGAUGGCAGAGCAGAUUGCCACGUUGUGUGAAACCCUGGAGGAGUAUCCAGCCAUCUGCUACCGGAAGGACGGUGAAGAUAACUUCCACGUGGCUCACGCUGUGCUGGCCAAACUCAAGGC